UACAUUUUUUGCUGCGCAAAUUAUUUUUGUUUUACUUUGUUAAAAACGAUAUCAUGAAAGGACUAUUCUUCAUUCGGAAGAAAUAACGAAAUUAGUUUCAUAAAUUUUAUUAAAUAAAUAAAUAAUAAUAAAAGUUAAUAAAUAUCUUUAAAAAUUUAUUUCGGAAAACAAAAAAAAAUACAUUCAAAAUGUCAGAGACGAGGGAAUUGGACUUAAAUGCUUGGAAAUUAGCUAUUUUUCCAUUAAUACAUUCCCCAGAGUUAUCAAAAAUGGUCACUGUUGAAGAAAAAAUUAAAUUUGCUAUGAUAUUUCUGCAAGAUCAUCAAGAAUUAUUAACGAUUAAACACCAUCAGGAAAAAAGCUCAGAAAAAGCAUUAGAAAAAAUAAAUAAAGCUAACAAACAAAUAUUAACUUUACAUUAUAAAUCAUUACUCAAAUUAUACACUGAAGCGUUAGCUUACGCACCAGAAAAUUCCGAAGAAAUGGCUAAAGCUUAUGCAAAUCGUUCAGCUGUGCUCUGCAAUCAAAGAUUAUAUCAACAGUCGUUAAUUGAUGUAGGUUUUGCAUUGAAGAUUGGAUAUCCAGACAAUUUAAAAGCUAAGCUUUAUGUACGUCAAGCGAAAGCAUUAAAAGCAUGUAGUCCCAAUAUGGUAUCAGAAGUCAAAGAUUCAUUGGCUAAUGCUCGAUUGUGGAUGGAAAAAAUGGAUCCAAUUAAUAAACAGAAAAUUAAAACUGCUUUAGCUGAGUUUAGUGAUAAUAAAACCGCGGAACAACCUCGAAAAAUUUGGUCAGCUGAUAAUUAUUUAGGUUCUAUAUCAAGUAGCAAUUCUAAAAUAUCUCGUGCAAGUGGCGCAAUUGCUUUGAAAUAUUCUGAAGAAUUUGGAAGACACAUUGUCGCUACACGUGAUAUCGAACCUGGUGAAACUCUAGUAGUACAUCGUUCAUACGCAUCAUUACUCUUUCCAGAUAAUUAUUAUAACUAUUGUUGGCAUUGCUCUAAAUAUCUAUGGAAUCCUAUACCUUGCCAAUCUUGCGUGAAUAUUGUUUUUUGUAAUGAUGAUUGUCGUAAAUCUGCGUGGAAUGAAUAUCAUGACAUUGAGUGUAAAAUGAUUGGUGUAAUGAUUGCAUCUGAUAUGAGUACUGUCGAAAUUUUAAGUUUAAGAUUAUUGAUUAAAGCUCUUAAAGAACUUGGGAAUAUUCAAGGACUUAAAAAUAAAAUUAAAGAAUUUGAAUCAGUUUCAGAUCCAAUUAAUAAAACUUUUACUGGCUCAAAAUAUGAUGAAACCAAGUACGCAAGUGUUUAUUCACUAACUCGGUUACCAAUUGAUAAUUUGUUUGCGAUGGAAUAUGCAUUGAAAGCUGUUGGAAUACUGUAUUUUUUAAGUGUACUAACUGAUCUAAUUGAAAAAAAAUUUAAUAAUUACAAGGAUUUAAUUGAAGAUAAAAAUGCCAUGUUUAUUUGCCAAUUACUCUAUCGUCAUUUACAAAUUGUCCGAAAUGGCGCAACAGAAAUUGAAUUAAUGAAUGACGAUGGAAUAUUAACCAAACGUGGAGUAAUAAUUCAACCCUUUUUUCAACUUUGUAAUCAUAGUUGUGAUCGCAAUAUCUACCAUUUCGUUUUAAAUGAUAUGAAUUCAAUGAUUAGUAUUCAAACAAUUAAAAAAGGUGAACAGAUUUAUUGCAGCUAUGGGCCAGAAUAUAUAUUUCAAACUACUGAAGAAAGAAGAGCAAAACUUAAAAAUCUUUAUCACUAUUUUUGUAAAUGUUAUGCUUGUAAACACAAUUGGAAUCCCAGUUACAAAAUACCAUCCUGCAUGAGUCAAGUAAUGCCUGCGGACAUUAAAAGAAAAAUUACAAAUCUUAAAAACAAAAUUCAACCUUUAGUAAUACCCAUUAUGUCAAAAAAUCUCACUACUGAAGAAAAAAUUUCAGUUGAUUUUAACAAGAUUGUAACUCUUUUAAAUUAUGCGCUUAAUAUUCUUGGUAAAUAUUCCAAGUAUCCUUCCCAGGAAAUUAUGCAAUUCAAAUAUAGUUUGGUUGAUAUUUAUCGCAUUCUUGAAGGCUAUUAAUCUGAUUAUAACUUAAUUAAAUUUACUACAUGUUUACUAUUUUAUAUAUUUCUUCGAGACUUUAUAUAUUAUUCAUUUGUAUUUACGAUUAAAAUCAUUUCUUUUGCGUACUACGUUUGCAUAAAAAAUGAUUAAGUAU
Molecule: messenger RNA, 2208 nt
Organism: Microplitis mediator
Lineage: Eukaryota; Metazoa; Arthropoda; Insecta; Hymenoptera; Braconidae
Product: SET and MYND domain-containing protein 4-like
Exons: 5
Coding region: 189-2069 (626 amino acids)
Molecular function (GO): protein binding
Source: RefSeq, a predicted model, not a curated record